AUGGCAAUUCGGGUCAAUGCAGUGCCUGCCUCUUGGGUUCACGCUCGGCGAUAUUAUCGAAGCCAGAAUGAAGAUGAGGCCAACGAUUUAAUCGCCCCUUUUGCCACCGUUCAAUUUUCCAUCAAGACCUCUGGCGGUCAUUCUACCGAUUCAUUCAACGAUCAGAAAGAGAUCGAACGCUUCCCCGACAGAAUCAAACAGCUAUAG
Penicillium longicatenatum is the source of this 207-nucleotide messenger RNA. RefSeq lists its product as uncharacterized. The record is from RefSeq and is a predicted model, not a curated record. NCBI's taxonomy places the organism in Eukaryota, Fungi, Ascomycota, Eurotiomycetes, Eurotiales, Aspergillaceae. The coding region runs from base 1 to 207 and encodes 68 amino acids. The transcript has a single exon.